This is a messenger RNA of Mangifera indica (mango), 550 nucleotides long. RefSeq lists its product as uncharacterized. Lineage: Eukaryota; Viridiplantae; Streptophyta; Magnoliopsida; Sapindales; Anacardiaceae. The record is from RefSeq and is a predicted model, not a curated record. The coding region runs from base 28 to 417 and encodes 129 amino acids. The transcript has 2 exons.
CGGUUAAGACAGCUUCGUGAUGAGUCCAUGAGUAGAUCAGAAAUAUACCACACUCAUGCUGGAAAUCCAUGUUUUUUAUGUGCUCUUCAGGAUUCAUUUGCUGUCAUGCAUAUUGCCUCUAGAAUUAUGCCAGAAGUAGCUUUUGUGCCAGUCCCUUCAAGAAAAUUGCCAGUUAACUUUUUCUUCAAGGACUGGUUAAACUCAGAAGAUGUUCCUGAAAGUGAGCAUUCAUAUGAAUUGAAACAACAACUUGUUGCUGAAGUAAUGAAAAUUGUUGAAGAGCUGGAGGCUGAGAGGAAUAGAAAGAAUGAAGCUAAACAAGAGGACCUUUCAGAGCACAAGAUGGUGAAACUGUUUGUUGAAUCAACAAGCUUUCGAAAUGAAAUUACAAAAACACAGCACAUACAAAACUUCUGAUUGAUUAAAAGAAGAUAAUACGUAUAUAGAGCUUCUGUACAAUUGAAAUUACAGUACAGUUUCAGCUUCGUUCCUCACAUCAUAUGUUACAAAUCAAUGCUAUGCUAGCUGAAGAUUCCUGGCCGGCUGCCUA